GGAACCCGAGCGUCUCCUCCUCGCCGGUGCCCUCGGGCCGUGGCCCCAUUCCAGCUUCAGUUUCCCGAUCUGCAAAAUGGGCUGCAGCGGUGCCACCUGGAGCCGUGGGCUGCCGUGUAGGGCGAAGCCUGGCCCAUGUCCGCCGUCUGUCUUGGAGCCGCACCCAUCCUUUUGGAAGAACCCAGAAAGAACAUGGCUCCUGAGCAGAGGCAAGCGAGGCCCCAGGUGUCAGUGACGUUUGAGGAUGUGGCCGUGCUCUUUACUCGGGAUGAGUGGAAGAAGCUGGAUCCCUCUCAGAGAAGCCUGUACCGUGAGGUGAUGAUGGAGAACUACAGUAACCUGGCCUCACUGGGAUUCCCGUUCACCAAACCUAAGGUGAUCUCCCUGUUGCAGCAAGGAGAAGAACCCUGGAGGACAGAGAGAGCAAGUCCUGGCGGUCCCUUUCUCGGGUGGAAGCAGAGUCACAGAGCCACAAAGUCAACUCAAACACAGGAUUCUUCAUUUCGGGAAAUGAUUAUGAGACGAUCUAAAACAAAUGGACCCUGGAACUUGAAAUCAGAAAAACCUUUCGUAUAUGAAGGCAAAUUAGAGAAAAGGCAGGAUAAGACUAUUUUGAUUGUAGAAAGAAGCCAUAAAAACAAUGACUUUAGCCAAAACUUUAUCCCAAAGACAGUCCUCAUUAGGGAACAGGUAGUUCCCAGAGAAAAAAUAUCACCAAAAUAUGAAAAACAAGAAAACGGUUUCAAGCAGAUUGCAUAUUUAUCUAAUCAACCAAAAACCACAGCAGAUAAACGCUAUAAAUGUAGUAUGUGUGAGAAAACAUUCAUUAAUACAUCAUCUCUUCGUAAACAUGAGAAAAACCAUAGUGGAGAGAAACUAUUCAAAUGUAAAGAAUGUUCAAAAGCCUUUAGCCAAAGUUCAGCCCUUAUUCAGCAUCAGAUAACUCACACUGGAGAGAAACCUUACAUAUGUAAAGAAUGUGGUAAAGCUUUCACUCUCAGUACAUCCCUUUAUAAACAUCUAAGAACCCACACUGUAGAGAAAUCCUACAGAUGUAAGGAAUGUGGCAAAUCCUUUGGGCAAAGAUCAGGUCUUUUUAUACAUCAGAAAGGCCAUGCUGGAGAAAACCCUUACAGAUACCAUCCUGGUAGGAAAUCUUCUAGUUGCAGCACAUCUCUUCCUGGUCAAAGAAUUCAUUCCAGAAAGAAGUCCUACUUGUGCAAUGAGUGUGGCAACACCUUUAAGUCUAGCUCAUCCCUUCGAUAUCAUCAAAGAAUCCACACUGGAGAGAAACCUUUCAAAUGCAGUGAAUGUGGCAGAGCCUUCAGUCAGAGUGCAUCACUUAUUCAACAUGAAAGAAUUCACACUGGAGAAAAGCCCUACAGAUGUAAUCAGUGUGGGAAAGGUUUCACUUCUAUUUCAAGACUCAACAGACACCGAAUAAUUCAUACUGGAGAGAAGUUUUAUAACUGUAAUGAGUGUGGUAAAGCCUUAAGUUCCCAUUCAACCCUUAUUAUUCAUGAGAGAAUUCACACUGGUGAGAAACCAUGUAAAUGUAAAGUGUGUGGGAAAGCCUUCAGACAAAGUUCAGCUCUGAUCCAACAUCAGAGAAUGCAUACUGGAGAAAGACCCUAUAAAUGUAAUGAGUGUGGGAAAACAUUUAGGUGUAACUCAUCCCUAAGUAAUCAUCAGAGAAUUCAUACUGGAGAGAAACCUUAUCGAUGUCAGGAAUGUGGGAUGUCCUUUGGUCAAAGUUCAGCUCUUAUUCAGCAUCGAAGGAUUCAUACAGGAGAGAAACCCUUUAAAUGUAACACAUGUGGGAAAAGUUUUAGACAGAGCUCCUCACGUAUUGCACAUCAGCGAAUUCAUACUGGAGAGAAACCCUAUGAAUGUAACACAUGUGGGAAACUCUUUAACCACAGGUCAUCCCUUACCAAUCAUUAUAAAAUUCAUGUGGAAGGGGACCCCUAGAAAAUAAAUUUGCAUGUGUAAAAGCCUUAAACCAAAGCUCAGAGACUAUGUGCUUAAGAUGAUGUAAUAAACAAUGGAUUCAAGAACUAUAAUCAUUUAGUAAUCAGCUGUUAAAUCCCCUGGAUAAACUGUGUAACAGAUCAGAGGGAGAAUAUUCAUGCCUGUCAGCCACUAAAAAAUUACUUGAGAGCCAGGCAUGGUGAUGCAUGUCUGUAGCACCAGCUACUAAGGAAGCUGAAUCAGGAGGGUUGCUUGAACCCAAAGUUUGAGUCUAGCCUGGGCAAAUUUCAAGAGACCCCCAAUUUCAAAAAAUUAAUAACCUGAGAUGAAUUCACAGCUGAAGAUGCUGAAUUUGGGCAUUUGUAAAAUAAAAAGGUGGGGUUUUUUUGUGCAGCAAUGUAUGCUAGGUGCCAUUGUGAUCAAAGGCAUCUAAGUGAGUAGGGAGGGGUGCUCUGGAUUUCUUCUUAGCAAAGCACUAAACUCUAUACACUGGUAAUAAUUUUAUAACAUUUUAAUAACAUCCCCAAGAAGGGAUCAAAGAAGUUACCCAUUAUUUAGAAAAAAGGGACCAAAAUUAAAAGUUGAACUGUAAACUACCUCUCAGUCUCUGGAGUUUACCCUUACCUUGACUUGAUGUCAAACUUUGUGUAGAUUUUAUUAAAAAUGGAAAAUAAAAAUCUAGUCUCUGCUUUCCUACUAAUUGCUGUGAAUUUGGAAUGUUCUACAAAAUUCUGAAUUCUCAGAAUUUUUAAAAAUUGCUUGGAAGUUAUGUAUUAUGAAAGUAUGCCUAGUGUUAUCCUGAGUGCUGUCAUCUAGUAUAUUAAAUAUGAAAAUGGGCAAUUACAGGGAGCUGGAGAAAUGGCUUAGUAAUUAGGAGGAACACAUACUGCUGUUACAGAGAACCCAAGUUCUCAGCACUGUAAGGUGACUUACAACUGCCUGUAACUCCAGCUCCAGGGGAAUCUAAUACUCUGGCCUCCUUGGGCACCUACACACAUGUGCAUAUACCCAUAUAGAAGAAUGUAAAAGUCUUUAAAGAAGAUAGGCAGUUAUUUUAAAUUCAAGUCUACCGAGUAUUUUUCUUACAAAACCUACCAGAAGACAUUUGAACACAGCUGUAUUAACUGCUAAAGAUUGCUGUAGUGGAUGCUUGUGAGCCCCUCAAAUUCAUGUUUUGAAAUCCUAACUUUCCAGUGAUGGUAUCAAGAAGUGGCACCUUUGGAAAAGUUAUUAAGCCGUGAGGGUAAGCCCAUCAUACAUGGAGUUAGUGUUCUUAAAAAACAGGCCGGAGGGAACCCAUUCUGCUUUUCAGCUUUGAGGAUACCACAAGAAGAUACCUUUGAACCAUAUGGUGGUUCACCCCAGACAAGGAACUUGCUAGUUUUUUUAAGCUUGGGCUUACAAGUAUGAAGGCUUAUCUUUAUUGUUAAUGUCAUUGGAUUUAGAAUUACCUAGAAGACGCACCUCUGGGCAUGUCUUUCAGAGUGUUUGCAGAGAGGUUUAGCUGAGGGGAGGGAAUAGCCACCCUAAAUGUGGGUGGGAUCAUUCCAUGGACUGGGGUCUUGAACUAAAUAAAAAAAGA
Nannospalax galili (Upper Galilee mountains blind mole rat) is the source of this 3553-nucleotide messenger RNA. Its product is annotated as zinc finger protein 354A. Lineage: Eukaryota; Metazoa; Chordata; Mammalia; Rodentia; Spalacidae. The record is from RefSeq and is a predicted model, not a curated record. The coding region runs from base 136 to 1971 and encodes 611 amino acids. Gene Ontology annotation, molecular function: DNA-binding transcription repressor activity, RNA polymerase II-specific. Gene Ontology annotation, biological process: negative regulation of transcription by RNA polymerase II. The transcript is spliced from 5 exons.